AUGCCUUCCAAACUCCAAGAUUAUGACAUCCUCAGUGAAAUAGGAUCUGGCUCAUAUGGAACUUGCAAGAAAGUCCGACGUAGAACCGAUAACAAGGUACACUACAGUAAUACACAAAACUCCCUCGAUCCUACUGCAUCUGACACUGCGCCUAAUACAUUUUGCAGCAUAACUUUCAUUGUACGCUUGAGCUUGUGGAACUAAAAGAAGUAACCGUAGAAAACCUUAGUGGCAAUUUGUCUUCCGUCCUGGAACCUUGAAACAAAGUUGAAGUCCAUGGUAAAAUUUUUCCAUGAGCAAAUUCACCAGUAAAGUUUGUCGUAAACACUGCAUUCACACCAGUUGUUGAUGUUGACCUUCAAUAUUGUGGUUCUCUCUGAUAUUUCUGAGACAGAAGCUUAAUUUUCCUACCUGCCUAUGUAGCUCAUUGUAACUCAGGUGCAUAGGCCAAGUAGGCUGGUUGGUUCAAGACCAACUUACCGUCUAUUCAACAAAAGUUGAACAGAUAUCCAGUGCAUAGAUAAAGUUGAAAGCAAAGAAAGAGAAUUACAUGGCUGUUUUACAUAAAGGUGAUAUUACACGAGAUGAUUUGCAACAACAAAUUUCAGCGCAAUGUCGCGACAAUGCUUGGAUGCUGCAUUGCACUAAAAAUCGUUGUUGCAAAUCGUCCCGCCGAGUAACGUCAUUUCUAUGCAUUCAAUAUUUAGGGUGCGACUACUGUAACCGGGGCCACGUAGACAAAGUUGACCAAUCAGAUUCAGGAAAAUAACAAUACAUCCUAACAAGUUGUUUGUAUGCCAAUCAGCACAAAAUUUAAAUAUGGAUAGCAAACAUUUUUCAGGGAAACAAUAUGUUUUAUCCGACAAUCUUUUUCUAUUUGAAACUUUACAUACAACGCCCAGGGGACAUGUGUUUGACACAAGCUGUUAUUUUGCCAUCUACCAGCAAUUUCUUCACUACCAUUGCUGUACCUUGCAAUAAAUUUGUGACCUCAAGUUAAAAAUAUGACUAACAUUUACAUUUUUCAUCUCCGUCAACACUCUAACAGACCUUGCAGGAAACAUAGGCUUUCUCCAGUGCAUUUUUAAGGUCACAUCUGUAGGUUGUAAUUGGUUGAUUUUAAUCUAUGUUGUUGAUUUCAUUCGGAGGCAAGGAUUUAGCCAGAAGGGUGUCCAGCAGUCCCAUGGACGCCCAUUUUUGGAAGAAAUACAAGGAAUUUAUUCACUUGAUUUCUUUCAAUUUUAUGGGAAAACAUGCUUUCUGUAUGGCCAGUUUUCAAUGCCUGGCUGAAAGCCUGUUACAAGGUAAUAAUGAUUGACAACCAACUUUUUGGGAAUGUAUUGUUAUUUUCCUGUCAUUCAAUAAAAUAUUAGUUAACUUUGUCCAGGUGACCCUGGUUAUAGUAGUCACACUGUAACUUGUUCAGCAAAAAUUGUUGAACAAAUCUUUUGAAUUGCUUUCACAGAAUUCAACUUCCUAACAUUUUCCCAGAAAUUAUUGAGAGAAUGUUGGGGAAUUCAGCCUUUUUGCUAAUAAGGUGUUUGCCUAAUAAACUGCACUUAUUUCCAACAGCCUGGCUGUUAGGUUAAGUUGCAAUGAGAAGUGUGACCAUGAAACUGCAACAUAGGGCAGACAAAAAUAAUGGUAAAAAAUGACCAAAAGGUGGAUUGAAACUAUUAUGACAGGAAAGAAGUAAAUCGCAGAUAGUUCGCGUUAUUAAAUAAACAAACCACACUUUGUUCAACUGUAUACUGCAGAUUCUAGUCUGGAAAGAACUUGACUAUGGCAAAAUGACAGAAGUAGAAAAACAGAUGCUUGUCUCUGAAGUGAAUCUCCUAAGAGAAUUAAAGCAUCCACACAUUGUACGGUAU
Messenger RNA from Porites evermanni, 1871 nucleotides. Lineage: Eukaryota; Metazoa; Cnidaria; Anthozoa; Scleractinia; Poritidae. The record is from the annotation of a GenBank genome assembly.